Molecule: messenger RNA, 1934 nt
Organism: Gaeumannomyces tritici R3-111a-1
Lineage: Eukaryota; Fungi; Ascomycota; Sordariomycetes; Magnaporthales; Magnaporthaceae
Exons: 2
Coding region: 201-1934 (577 amino acids)
Biological process (GO): protein phosphorylation
Molecular function (GO): protein kinase activity; ATP binding
Source: RefSeq, a predicted model, not a curated record
CAGCGACGCAAAGCAGCCACCCAGGCAACAGGCACAUGCCAUCAUAAAAUGGAACGACCACCGGAAAUUUCCAUGGAUGGCGUCCACGGGCAACGACGGAACAUCUCGUGCUAGGCGAACGACGGAACAUCUCCCGCUAGGCGAAGGGAACGAGGACGGCACCAAGCCGAAAUCCAAUUGAUCCAUCGCCAACAACAAAAAUGUCGGCAGAGCUCGUGCUGGCGGCCCUGGGCGGGGCAGACCUCUGUUUGAAAUACGGCGCCAUCCUAGUCGAGGCCUACAGAGCCUUCAAGGGCGCGAGCGAUACCAUAAAAGAAAAGAUCCUGACCUUCGAGGCCAUGUGGAGCCGCACGAGGCUGCAAAUAAAGUUCCUGGGCCGCGUCGCCGGCUCGCUCGGCGAGGAGCACUAUCGCGUCCAACUCCAGGUCCUUGAAAUGCUUAAAAGCAAGCUCCUGCUCGCCAGCAGCAAGCUCGAGUCGGUCAAGUCCAAAAACAAGUCGGAGGCGGGAAAAGGCGAGGGCGUUGGCAUUAGCCGCUGGAAGUAUAUGAUGGUGCGCAACUCGCUCGACGAAACAAUUGAGAGCCUCGAGCGCUGGCAGCGCAUUUUCGACCCGUCGUGGUUCCUGAUGCUGCGCGUCGCCGACGGGGUUAUCGACUCGGAGCUAUCAAACUCCGCGCAGGCGCCAGUGUCGGAAGUCGCCAGGGGCGAUGGCGGCGGCGGCUCGAAAUUGGUGGCAGCUCAGAAGCUCCGCGUCUCCAUCAGGGGCGACGCCAGCGAUAUCCACGUCAGCCUGCCUGUUGACGGCCUCGAUUUGGCCACAGCCGCCAACAUCGCGCAUUCCGAAACAAAACUAAUCCGACGCGCCGGCGGCUCGUCCAAACUGUUCGCCGUCGAUGCCAUCGCCUUUGCUCAAAACACCGACCCCGCCCGCGCCCGCUUCGACGCCGAAGCGCUCGCCAAAAAACUAAAACACGUCGAGUACGGCGGCGGCGUCCUCCCUUGCCACGGCCUCAUCAAGCGCCGCGAUGCCGCCACCAAACGACUGUCCUCAAUCGACCUCGUGUUCGCCAUCCCCCCGCAGCUCACCGAGCACCAGCCUCACCCACAAACCCUCCGCAGUGCCCUCCAGGCCGGCGCUAUGCCCGCCCGCACCAGCCUCUCCGCCGUUCUGGGCGUCGCGCGCCAGCUCGCCGAGGCCGUCAGCUUCCUACACACGUGCGACUUUGUGCACAAAAACGUCCGGCCCGAAACGGUCCUUUUGUUCAACCAGGAACUGGACCCUGCGGGAAAAUGGCGGGACAGCGAAAUGGGGUCCGCGUACCUGGUUGGGUUCGAUUCAUUCAGGGGCGCGAUGUCGCAUACGGCCAGGAAAGGCGACAACGAUUGGCGGCGCGACUUGUACCGGCACCCGUCGCGGCAGGGACUGCUGGCGCAUGACAAUUACAUUAUGCAGCACGAUGUGUACAGUUUGGGCGUGUGUUUGCUCGAGUUGGGGGUUGGGCGGAGCUUUAUCGAGUAUUCGGAGGCUAAGGGGGAGCAGCAGCUUCGGGCGCGUCCGAGCGACGUGCUCUUGGACGUUACCGCCGUGGACAAAGAGGCCGACAAAGACGGGGCGGUCCCCGCCACCAAUAAGGCGAUGCUCCAACAACACCCGGGCUUGGGCUUAAGUGCAUCUUCCGGCCUUUUCUCGGCGUCGGACGCCCAACGCGGCGGCGUCGGGCUUAAGGACCACCUGGUCCGGCUAGCGAAGGCGCGCCUGCCCGCGCGCAUGGGAGACCUGUACACGGCCGUCGUAGUCACUUGCCUCACGUGCCUAGACCGCGACAAUGGCGACUUUGGGGACGAAGAGGACAUAUGUGACGAGGAUGGGAUCCUGAUUGGGGUGCGCUUUAUCGAAAGGGUGUUGCUUCGGCUCAACAACAUUUCGGUUUAA